AUGAUUCACAUUCUUGGUCCAAUAGAAAUUGCUCAAGCAAGCACCUUUUCUCAAGCAGAGACUGCUGAACAUAAACUGAAGAAAGAAAAUUCAGGUACUCAGGGUGAUGGAGGAGGAGCUGGUACUGUUUCUGCUGUUGGUGAAGUUAGUUUAGUUGCUGCUGGUGGAGGAGUUGUUUCUGCUAUUACUGGUAAAGGAGUUGGUUCUGCUACUGCUGGUGUGGGAGAUGGUGCUGUUGCUAUAGGAACUGGUUCUACUGCUGGAGGAGUUGCUUCUGCUGUUGCUGUUUGUGCUGCUACUGCUGGUGAGGGAGAUGGUGUUACUGCUGUAGGAGCUGGUUCUAAUGCUGGAGGAGUUACUUCUGCUGUUACUGAACGUGGUUCUUCUGAUGCUGCUGUAGAUUCUACUUCUGUUAGCAUUGCUUCUUUAGGUACUUCUGCUGCAUUUUCUGUUACUGUACCUGAUUCUGCAUUAGUCACUCCUAGAGAUACUUUCUGUGAUGAUGAUACAGAUACCACUGGUGAUGUUGUUGUUGAUACGUCAUUGCCAGGAGAUCCUAUGGAUAGUCUGGCUGCCUGUAAUCACUGUUGCUCAAUUAGCACCACCCAGGAGGCACGUGUAGGGUAUUUUCAAGUUAAACCAAUGGACAAGAGCAAUGCUACCUCCCAGCAUGCAGUGCACCAGCAUGCAGAAAAAAUUCUGAAGUAA
This is a messenger RNA of Schistocerca cancellata (South American locust), 708 nucleotides long. Its product is annotated as glycine-rich protein 1-like. Bases 1 to 708 code for a protein of 235 amino acids. The transcript has 4 exons. Lineage: Eukaryota; Metazoa; Arthropoda; Insecta; Orthoptera; Acrididae. The record is from RefSeq and is a predicted model, not a curated record.